UCUCCGGAAGCUCCGUGAUUUUUGUGACAAUUUCAUUGGAAAUUUGUUUGUGAGUUAAAAUAUUUUUUAAUAUUUGUGUGGCCAAGCCGACUAACUUCGUACGAAGCUGGUUGGCUAGGCAAAAUUUUACCCCAUUGGGAGUGAAAUUACGUUUUAAACUUUUUGAACAUUGUAAAAAUCAAACAUUUAAACAAAAAAAUGGCUAUGAAGCGAGCAGUCAGCUGUUCCUUCCUUCCAAAUACAUUCCCUCCGCAAACACACACAUUAUCACAAACUACACCAAAAAAACACCUACUUCGCGCCGUAAAAGGCAACAGAGAUCCUCCUUCCGAAACGGAAAGCACGUGCGCUGUUCGAAAAGAGAAUGCUAACCAGGACGUCGCGUUCGACGUCACUCCCGAUUUCCCCCCUCUGCCUUCAACAUGUGAUGUUGUACCGAAGGGGGAGGAAAGGAAAAUUAUAACAAAGACAAACACAAACAGGAACACAGAGAAAAAUGAAAAAACUUCCAACGAUUUUGCUUCUGCUGCGAAGCAAAUUUCGGAGGAAGUAAAGAUUACUUUACAAGACAUUAAAAAAGCAAAGGAGUUGUUGAGGAAGGAUGGCAACAGCAUCUUCCUCAAUACUCCACAAGAGGUGAUUGAAGACACAAACAAAAAAACAAUCACAUACAAGGUUUUCGACAGAAAAUACAAAAGAAUGACAAACGCCACACCCCAACAGUUAGAGAUAGCUCUAAAGCCAAUUUGGGCCCAAAAGAGCUAUGUAACCAAGGGGAAGUGUUUCGGAACUGUGGAGGUUCGCUUCCCAACAGAGGAACAAGCAAGGGCGCACGCCAUUUCGCCCUUGCAAACAGAGAGUUUGUUACUCGUUCCAACCCACCUCGGAAGAAGAGUGACAAAAAUAAAAAUUGACCUCGUACCGCCUGAACUCGAUAUGUCAUGGCUGGUGGCAGCUGUCCUCUAUGACAUAGAGGACACUACCACCAUUCUGGAUGUCAGGAGAGUCAGGGAGAAAAACUGGUUGGGGAUGGGAGUGCUGCUUCUUGCUCAGAUCAAGCAAGAAAAUAUCAGCAAGGUCCCAGAUUUCGUUAGUUUGCCGGACGGCACCAGGCUAAAUGUUGCUGUAGAGGGGCGAAAGCCAAAAUGUUUCCUCUGCAGCAGCGAACGCCACUUAAAGAGGGACUGCCCCAUUCAAAAAAAGAGAAUGGAGGCAUACAGCAAGAGGCAGCAACAACAACAGAAACAACACGAAACACCAAAAGCUGCCACACCACCAACACCAUCACCAGCACCAAGACGAACAACACCACCUCCAACAACAACAACCACCACACCAACACCAGUACCUAGAAGGUCGACAGCAGCAAGAAGAGAAGGUGAGAGCUCACCAACGCGGGCACCAUCAACAGCAACAGGAGCAGAGGCACCACCGAUACCGGCGGAACCAACAACUUUUCGUCCUGCUGCUGAAGCAGACCCCUCAUCUAUUCCUUUGCCGGAUGAAGAGUACUCAGAUUGUGCGAGCUCUGAUUCCAACAAAGGAGAAUGGAGCACAGUGCCUCCAAAAAAGAAAAGGAGGAGAAAACAAAAAGACACACAGGGGAAGCACGAAAAAAUAGUGCUUCCAAACAUCAACAACGACAACACACAUUCACAACAACAAACAACAACAACACUUUCGACACCACUACUGCCACUGCCAAACACUCAAACACACACAGACGCACUUACAUCAAUAAAUACAAGAAACCAGGAACUGGUUGAGUAUUUGAAAAACACAACCAGUACAAGUAUAACGGAUUUCGUUAUACCAACACAAAACACACCACCAGCACACAUUCUCACAAUAAAAAUAAACAAAACAACAUACAACGAAAUUAAACAAAUAUUCCCUAACGAUGUGGGAUCGUUAGGGAAAAGUUUCUCUAAGAAACUGUACAAAAAUAUUGUAGAAGCACCCGUGCAAAAGCACAAGAGAGCCACCCCCACCACCAACAACAGAUCAAACGGACGUGAUAGAUCAAUUAGUAUUGAGAAGACACUUGGCAAGAAAUGGAAACAAAACUGAAGGAAGAAGAU
Messenger RNA from Octopus sinensis (East Asian common octopus), 2081 nucleotides. RefSeq lists its product as uncharacterized. The record is from RefSeq and is a predicted model, not a curated record. The coding region runs from base 199 to 2070 and encodes 623 amino acids. The transcript is spliced from 3 exons. Gene Ontology annotation, molecular function: nucleic acid binding; zinc ion binding. Lineage: Eukaryota; Metazoa; Mollusca; Cephalopoda; Octopoda; Octopodidae.